CGACAAUCUUAUUAAUUUUCUGAUUCAAAAAAUCCAACUUCUACAUUCUCAAUAUCUCGAUAAAGCUCUUUCUGCCCCUCUCGUAUCUUACUUCAAUCAGUGGAGGCUCGAUGGAUCAUAUGGAGUGCUUGCCACUGUGGAGCCUACCCUGAGCGGACCUACUCCACAAGUGGAGACUCGUGUGCUUGCCUUGUGGAGUUCUGUUUUAAGACUGACCAGGCCCUCUCGUGUGAAAUCCUUCAACUGGCAAGGCUGUAGACUAUAAUUGAUUUUUCUUCUUCUACUUGGAAAGUGUUAAGCUUCUUUCAGGGACCACAGACAGCCAUUAUAUAUAUGAAGCGUUCUCAAUCCCAUAUUGGACUGAAAUUAUAUAGACCUCUCUAAUAUGUAUCGGUAGAGCCGUGCAGGUCAGGCGCGAGAAUAGGCGAGAUGAAGAAGUGGCAGAAGCAAGGACUACGUCCCGGAAUGACCCGACCGGGGGAUUGGUAUGAGUUACUUCUGCGUAAUCUGAGAUAUAAAAAGGUAUAACUUCGUUACCAAAAAAAUAUGUCCAUAACUUGCACCAAUGCCAAUCACAGGUAUUCUUCUUAUUGCAUCAAUCGUAGGUAUUGCCCCUACUAAAUCAUAGGUAUUGCCCCUACUCAAUCAUUGAGAAAGCACAUCAAUCAUAGGUACUGCCCCUACUGUGGCGACUACCAAUUUGGGAAGAAUCGAUUUUGUCGCAUGUGCAAUAUGCAGAAGCCGGUUUCUUUGUGGCCACUACUAACAACUCUGGACGAAGAAUGUGGCAACACAACUGGUGCUUCGCCGGUUCUCACUGCGGCACACGUGGCUUUAAGGUUUAGGGUAGCUACUUCUCCUUAUGCCUUGAUUGAACAUUUGAUCAAUGUAACGGUGGAUGCUGUUCUUCUGCAUAAGCAUCUCGACAUAGUUUUUUUUCGAGAUACUACAUCUUGUAGAAGACUUCUUUCUAACUAUAGCGGUGGACCAUCAUCAGUUGAACUUCGGGACCGCGUACAACAAUAUCACGAAUAACAAUGCAUCGACUACGAUGUUAAAAGCAGAAGACGAGCAGAAUUAUAACAACAUGUUGCUCCACCAGCAGCAACAUUCGACUUCUUACGGAUUACGAUUACUGAUGGUCCUUUUCUCUGUUUUGUUGUCUUCUCAUUUGUCCAUAGAAGUCGCAGAUUCAUGGAGGGGUUCAGUUUUCAGGGACAGAACUAGAGAAUGCUCCCUGCUCUAAUUUGCACCACACCAAAGAAAGCAUAGACCCAGUCACCAACCACAGAACAAACGUGCUGGGAAUCAACAGGCUAACGGCAAAGACCAACAUUUAUGAAAGACUACUACAGGAUGAACACGAAAUAGAGAGAGUUCGAUAGGAUGAACAUGAAAUAGUAUGCCCGUGGGGCUUUGGCUCUAGCUUUUUCACAGCGGUGGCCGUUGUGCUUCAUCGUUUGCGUAGUCGUAGCGCCUGGCCGUUGUGCUUCAGGCUUCCCGCGGGGUAAUUGAAUGGAACUAUAGCGGGAAAUUGUAGACCCAGCCCCCCCCAAAAAAAAGUACAUCAGCCCUACCUUGUUGAAUGAAUUAUGAAACACAAGCAAAAUGAGGAGCUUAUAAUCAAUAUACUUAUGUUGAUCCAGUUUUUUAGCAGAAGUCGAUUGCACUUUCAUAACCCACCAACGGACACCAUCGAACCGGUCGUACAAAUACGCAAAGAUUGCAGUCUGCGAAUCAGGCAAGCGCAGUGGCUCAAGUGUUGGCUUUGGAUGCACGCCGGUCACUGGUACUUCUUCUUUUAGAAAGAUUUUCCCUCGGAUUAAAAUCGCGGUAUCUUCAUACCUUGCGUGCCUCAUGGUCCCUUAGGUGCCUCGGCUUCGUCCGUCCCUUAAGUGCCUCAGAGUCCCUUAAGUGCCUCAAUGUCCUUUACCUGCCUCGCCCUUUAUCCGCCUCAGAGCUCCUUAAGUGCCUCAGAGGUCCUUAAGUGCCUCGUUACCCCUUAAGUGCCUCAGGGCCCCUUAACAGCCUCAGUGCCCCUUAACAGCCUCAGAGUCCCUUGAGUGCCUCAAUGUCCCUUAUCUGCCUCAGAGCUCCUUAAGUGCCUCAAUGUCCUUUAUCUGCCUCGUUCCUUAAGUGCCUCAGAGCUCCUUAAGUGCCUCAGGGCCCCUUAACAGCCUCAGGGCCUCUUAACAGCUUCUUCUCAUAUCAACAUGACAGGAACAAAACAAAGCGAGUUCGCCGCGACGUGAUUGCGACGAUGAUGCCUCCUCUUUAUUCGAGGACAUAUACAAUACUGUCUUAGGCGGACAAAGAGUUGGAUAUGGUAGUCUAUUUUUGAAUUUUCUUGUAUAAGUAGUUUUUUUAGGGAGAUCUUUGUCGUGACCACUCAUGUAUUCAAUCAUCCAGAAAUCGGAAUCAAUCGAUGUUCUAGAUACUAGUAUUCCUGUAAUUUGUAUAGGCUACACAAAAUUUGAACUUCCUCCACAGAUUCUACAGCGUGUACUCCUAUACGAGGAUUACCUUCAUCGGAAUUCCAAGAUCCGUUUUAUGGGAUGAAGACUCCAACUUCGAAAUUCGAGAUCCAAAGUUUGCAGUUGGGAAGCACGGCUUAUGAAGAUGAGUUUGAGAGAAGUCAUACAGUCGGUGGUUGGUAGACUUACACAUGACUACUUAAGAAGAGUUUGAGUGAAGUUUUGAUUUUUGGUUGAACUGUUGAGUGAUUUUGGGUAAUCAGAUGAGAUGAUUUGGAGUUAGGGGUAGGUGGAACUGAGGAUAAGUGAUAUAGGUACAUCCGCAACGAGGAAGCAGUAACUUAGGCGCUAAGAACAGCGUCUAUGCACGUGACUAACUGGGAGCUGUGUUCUAGAAAAACAAGAAGAAAAGGAGACCUUGAGAAAAACAAAACAAACAAACAUCUGCGGGGACUGUGGCGACCAGACAAACCAUAGUCGAUCGCAAUGACGACCAUAGCACUACACACACAGAGCACAAAGAAAUCCGGCGGGAUCGUACGCGUCGCCCGGAGCGCAUCAAAACAAACAAACAAAAAAGCUUGAUCAUCAUUAUGAUCCAAUCGUCUUCUAAAUCCAUGCCUCUCCUGGGAUGUAUUUGACCGGUGAGCAGACAUCGAGGAACACGGCCUUUUCGCCUUUUACCUGUGGAAACUCGCCAGACAAUUAUGGCUCAGGUGAUUUUUUACCUACAAACAAGUUCUUCCUAUCGUUGUACCCGUUUUGUGAGCCGUAACCCUAAGCCCCUUGAUUGUGCCUGAUCUCCCUUGCGUUGUACUCGUUUCGUGAGCCGUAACCCUAAGCCCCUUGAUUGUGCCUGAUCAUUAGCUUUAUCCUUAGUUGUCGGGUUCACUCUAAGCAUGAGGCCUGGAGAGUCCCGAAGCCUCCUCUAUUCGAUCCAGCAGUGAGCCAGCUUCGGUGUCAACAUGGGUGAAUUCGCCUGCUCUUCUGGGACCAAACUUGGGUCUGGACUUUCCUGAUUUUGGUGCAGUUGUUAAGAAGCAUACCAAAAUCUGGAAUAUUUGAUGCAUGAUUAGACCUCAUAUUCAUCUUAAGAUAGCCAUCUGCAUGCAUAUUCAUGCAGUGAGGCAGCCUCAAGAGGCACCCUGUUCCUGGACAGGCAACAUACUAGGGGAAGAAGCUUAUCUACUUGAGAAGCAUUUUCUUACCUUGAGAAGCAUAUUACUGAUCUUGAGAAGCAUAAAUCUUGAGAAGCAUUUGCUUACUUUGAGAAGCAUUUAUCUGCAGAAGGUUUUUGAGAAGGGGCAACAAGGGGACUUCUCAGGAUCAGUAUCUGAUUCCUGUGAGUUAAUGACAUAUGUCUUAUCAAGAUAAUGGACAUGGAUUCUUGUACGGGGAGCUCUAUCUGAUACUAUCUAUCAAGAUAAUGGACAUGAAUUCUUGUAGUACGGGGAGCUCUAAAGUCGGUUCUUUUGGUCGAGUGCCGACCUACAGAGGCAUGCGACUCGAUAAGGCUGUGGGUUUCCGGAGUGGGUCGAACGUGAGCACCAUGAGGAGUGAAAGCUUUGUUACGAGAACGAAAUAUUUGAUGGUUGCUACUGUUAAGUCGUGAUGAACCAUUGCGUGAAGCGGAAAAUCUUGUUCUCGAUUUGAUCAUUUGGCAUUGCAGCAUCGUUGUUGCUGAGUUCGAUUUUUAUUGAUGCGACGCGAUUACCCUGCGAAUACUAUCUUUUCUAAUAGCCGCAGCGAAAUUUCGAACGACCAUGCUUUCAACGAUCACGCGUUCUCGCAUGCAGGUGGAGGACAGGAAUUUCGAGAAGAUGUUGAUCACUAUCCAUUUAUAGUUAGAUAAAGGCAGAUACAUGUCAUAACACCAUCGAUCCAAGAAUUUUGCUUUCUACCCUUUAGAUGUUGAAAAUAGGAGUAUCAGAACCGAUCACAUGUGUAUGUGUGCCUACCGUCUAGUAUAAGAAUUCUCUGUUCGUGGUAAGAUAAUAUGGACGCAGUUUAAAUUAUUUCCAUGAGAACAUUGUAGAUGUAGAACAGAUUAGCGGUGGUCCACAGUUUGUCAUAUACUAGGCGUCGUUGAUACUAAAUCGAUGUGAAUAUGAUUAUUCCGAAAGUUGUCUGGUGUGGAAGUAGAAGCAAGUUUGUCUACAAGAAUUCCUUAUGUGCCGAAGCGACUUAGGAGGAAAAGCGGCGCCAGCAAUUUACACGAAGUCAAGGAAGCAGGAAUGUGGCUUUAUUUCUACAUGAAAGACAAAAAUCUAACGAAAACGAUGGUAGGACCUCUAGCGGGCGACAAUUAACGCAGUAGGCUGUGACGAAACAGACAAAAAUAUCUCAUUUCUAGCACUGUUCUCGCCGCUUCAAAGCUUAUUGCGACUGUCUGAGGAGGUGUGAGUAAGGAGCCCGCCUCUUCUAGUUUUGACUUCGAACUAGGAGUUUAAUGCGCCAGCAGAACCUCAGACGAGAAUACUACAAAAUCCAAUGAGUUGAUGUCAAACUUUACCUCGUCAGAGAAUACUACGAAAUCCGAUGAGUUGAUGUCAAACUUCAAGACGUCAGCAGUGAAGGAAUCAACAUGUCUCCACAUUAAAAUUUUUUUUUUCGACACAUGAUGAUUACUUAACGAAGAUCAUAGUGGGUGUGAAACAAUAGAACGGUGUAAUUUGUAAUUUAGCGCUUAUAAUUCGUGUUGGGAGUACAAGUAGAUAUUACUUAGCAUGCAGACUCACUCCUGUCAUCAACUAUCAUGUACUUGAUUAUGGUACCAAAUGAUAAGGUAGUUUGUGCCAGGAAAGCGUCAACAACUUGUACAUUGAAAGGCAUCUUGCCACGCAACAAGGAUCAUCGAGGAUAGAUGAACUCGAAGAUAGUACUGAAACUGAACAUGUCUUGGUAAUACAUCCAUAUGAUUUUCGUGCACCUGCC
This is a messenger RNA of Amoebophrya sp. A25, 5408 nucleotides long. Lineage: Eukaryota; Dinophyceae; Syndiniales; Amoebophryaceae. The record is from the annotation of a GenBank genome assembly.